Uloborus diversus is the source of this 967-nucleotide messenger RNA. It is a transcript of the gene Coq7, whose product is annotated as 5-demethoxyubiquinone hydroxylase, mitochondrial-like. The transcript is spliced from 3 exons. Gene Ontology annotation, biological process: determination of adult lifespan; regulation of reactive oxygen species metabolic process; ubiquinone biosynthetic process. Lineage: Eukaryota; Metazoa; Arthropoda; Arachnida; Araneae; Uloboridae. Gene Ontology annotation, molecular function: 3-demethoxyubiquinol 3-hydroxylase activity. The record is from RefSeq and is a predicted model, not a curated record. Bases 114 to 719 code for a protein of 201 amino acids. Gene Ontology annotation, cellular component: mitochondrial inner membrane; nucleus.
UGAGUGCGUCUGCGCCAAAAUCUCUCCAAAGUUUAUACCUUCGGGGGCUGGCUGCGAAGCAUAGCCUUCCAAUAGUUAUUUAGCUUAAUAACAGAUCUUCAGAUGACGAAACUAUGACUGCUAUUCCUCUUACUACAUUUUGUGUUUUAAGAAGAGGCCUUGCUACUAAAGCAUACCAAGAAACAAGUGUGUAUCGCAGACGAAAUUUGCAGGAUAAAAUAUUAAGGGUGGACCAUGCUGGAGAACUUGGUGCUGAUCGUAUCUAUGCUGGUCAGAUGGCUGUGUUAGGUAGAACUAGUGUUGCUCCAGUAAUCAAAGAGAUGUGGGAUCAAGAAAAGGAACAUCUUCAAAAGUUUGAAGAAUUACUCCCCAAAUAUAGAGCUAGACCCUCUAUGCUGCUACCUAUAUGGAACAUUGCAGGAUUUAUCUUAGGAGCUGGGACGGCUUUGUUGGGUAAAGAAAGUGCAAUGGCUUGUACAGUUGCUGUUGAAGAAGUAAUCGCAGAUCAUUACAAUAGUCAAAUACGGGAGCUGAUGGCUGAUGAUCCAGUUCAAAACAAAGAACUUUUAGACAUUUUGAAAAAAUUUCGUGAUGAUGAGCAACAUCAUCAUGAUACUGGACUAAAUCAUGAUGCAACAAAAGCGCCAUUUUACAAGUAUUUAUCCCAGACAAUUAAAAUUGGUAGCCUUGGUGCUAUUUGGUUAGCUGAGAGAUUUUAGUACAUAAUACCAUGUAUACAUCCUAAAUACUUAAUACAUUAGGUCUAUGUAAUUUUACAAUUGUUAAGAACAAAAUAAAAUGCUUAUCCUUUGUUUAUUUGAAGUGUAUAAAUUUUUGGAGCAGUGAAUGGUUCAAAACUUUUCAGUUUUGGUCAUUUGAAAAUUGUCAUUGAAGUCUUGUCGAUUGCUGAUAUUUAUUUGUUAUUUUUUAGUUUUGCAUUAAAAGUAUAUCUUUUUUAUUUAUUAAA